Mycetomoellerius zeteki is the source of this 1137-nucleotide messenger RNA. RefSeq names its product RNA-directed DNA polymerase from mobile element jockey-like. The transcript has 2 exons. Bases 1 to 1137 code for a protein of 378 amino acids. NCBI's taxonomy places the organism in Eukaryota, Metazoa, Arthropoda, Insecta, Hymenoptera, Formicidae. The record is from RefSeq and is a predicted model, not a curated record. Gene Ontology annotation, molecular function: nucleic acid binding; RNA-DNA hybrid ribonuclease activity.
AUGGAGAGAAUGAUUCUAAACCGGCCCUAUUGGCUAAUCGAGGCUCCUCCUUCUGACCUCUUACCCAACAACCAAUUUGGCUUCAGGAAAUUUCGAUUCUGUCAAGAUAACCUCACAGCCCUAGCUGCCAGCAUUCACUUGGGCUUUCUAAAUAAGCAAGCAACGGUAGCGGUUUUCGUCGACAUUAAGUCGGCUUUCGACAAUGUUCUACCUCAAAUUCUUUUACAAGAUCUUCGAGAUUUAGACUUCCCUCCGCUUUUAUUAUCUUUCAUUUCCAACCUCAUUUCCCAUCGUACAGUUCAAUUUAUUAGCCAGGGCACUAUCUCUGAGCCUAGAACCUCGUUUAAAGGCACUCCACAAGGGUCUGUUCUUAGCCCUACGCUCUUCAACCUCUAUUUAAGAGGUGUAAAUGACGCGCUUCAUCCGGACACUGAACUCCUUCAAUUUGCCGACGAUAUCGUUAUUUUCUCUUCAUCAAAAGAUACCAGGUCGACAUUACAAUCUGUUGAACUUUCCCUUCAGGGACUGGAAGUCUUUCUGCAAGAGUGCGGCCUUGAGAUCUCACGGCCUAAAACGCGGCUCAUGAUCUUCUCUAAUAAGAGGUCUACAACGCAUAUGAACUGCUCUAUCUCUUUCCAGAAUCAGCACAUUUUACCCUCUCCUACUGUUCGCUUCCUCGGCGUGCUACUGGAUCCUAGGCUGUCUGGCCAGGCUCAUAUGUCAUUCAUCAUCGAUAAAGGCAGACGCACACUCCAGAUAAUUCAAGCUCUUAGAGACUCUAAGAGCGUUCUCGAGGCUGUUAAGAGUUACAAAAACCCUUCCAAUAAUUACCUUAUCCCACUCAUCAAAUCUGUAGUGGAGGAGGCCGAAUCUAAGGGCAUCGAAAUUUAUUUUAUUUGGAUCCCUUCACACAGAGGUGUCGAGGGCAACGAAAAAGCCGACCAGCUCGCCAAGCGCGCUAUUCGUCAAGGUAUUGAACCGAAUUUUAAAGUACCUUAUUCAGACCUGUGCGCGGUCAUCAAACAAAAUAUCACGGACAGUGCUUACCAUUAUCUUGAGUCACAGGCGGAUAUCAAAGGCUCUUAUUUUUUUUCAACAUUUUUGCGAGGUCCGCUAAACCCUGGUAUUACCGUAUGA